AUGCUGCGGACGGCGGGGAAGGAGCUUGCCCUGGCGCCGCUGCAGGACUGGGGCGAGGAGACCGAGGACGGCGCGGUGUACAGCGUCUCCCUCCGGCGGCAGCGCAGUCAGCGCCUGAGCCCGAGGGAAGGGCCCGGCGACGGCCAGGCGCCGAGCCCCAGUGCGGGCACCUUCCUCCACUACCGCACCAGCAAGGUGCGCAUGUUGAGGGCGGCGCAUCUGGAGCGGCUGGUGCGGGAGCUGGUGUCUGUAGACCGUGAGCAGGACCCCGGCUUCGUUCCUGCCUUCCUGGCCACCCACCAGGCCUUUGUGCCCACUGCUCGCGUUUUGGGCCUUCUCCUGCCACCACCUCCGCCGCCCCUGCCGCCCUGGGUAGAGAUCAAGAAGACAGAGGGACAGGAUCUGAGCUUCAACAAGAACCUGAGGGCUGUGGUGUCUGUGCUGGGCUCCUGGCUGCGGGACCACCCUCAGGACUUCUGGGACCCCCCUGCCCACUCGGACCUGGGCAGUGUCCGUACCUUUCUGGCCUGGGCUGCCCCACUGGGGGCUGAGGCCCUGGAAGCAGAGAAGCUGCUGAGAGAUUUCCUGGAGGAGGCUGAGCAAGAGCAGGAAGAGGAGGAGCAGCCCCAGGCUUCGGCAGGACCUCCUGCAACUGCCCGGACCCCCAGCCCAGACUCCCCCGAGGGCUGCUUGGAAGAGGAGGAAGGGCUGGUGCAGGAAGGCCCUGAGCUCCUGGACUUCAGUGUAGACCAAGUGGCUGAGCAGUUGACUCUGAUGGACGUGGAACUCUUCUCCCGGGUGCGGCCCUGCGAGUGCCUGGGUUCCGUGUGGUCCCAACGGGACCGGCCAGGGGCCGCCGGCAUCGCCCCUACUGUGCGCGCCACUGUGACCCAGUUCAACCUGGUGACCGGCUGCGUGCUGGGCUCUGUGCUGGGGGCGCCGGGCCUGGCUGCCCCGCAGAGGGCGCAGCGGCUGGAAAAGUGGAUCCGCAUUGCCCAGCGCUGCAGGGAACUGCGGAACUUCUCCUCCCUGCGCGCCAUCCUGUCCGCCCUGCAGUCUAACCCCAUAUAUCGGCUCAAGAGCAGCUGGGGCGCUGUGAGCAGGGAGCCGUUAUCCACUUUCAGGAAACUUUCGCAGAUUUUCUCGGACGAGAACAACCAUCUCAGCAGCAGAGAGAUUCUUUCCCAGGAGGAGGCCACUGAGGGACCCCAAGAGGAGAAUACUCCCCCAGGAAGCCUGCCUUCAAAACUGCCCCCAGGCCCGGUUCCCUACCUUGGCACCUUCCUCACGGACCUGGUUAUGCUGGACACAGCCCUGCCGGACAUGCUAGAGGGGGAUCUCAUCAACUUUGAGAAGAGGAGGAAGGAGUGGGAGAUCCUGGCCCGAAUCCAGCAGUUGCAGAAGCGCUGUCGGAGCUACUGCCUGAGCCCCUGCCCGCCCAUCCUGGCUGCCCUGCGUGCCCAGCGCCAGCUCAGUGAGGAGCAGAGCUACCGUGUCUCCCGUGUCAUUGAACCACCAGCUGCCUCCUGUCCCAGCUCCCCACGUGUGCGGCGACGAAUCAGCCUCACCAAGCGUCUCAGUGCGAAGCUGUCCAGAGAGAGAGGCUCGUCUCCUGGUGGGAGUCCUGGAGACCCCUCAUCCCCCACUUCCAGUCUGUCCCCAGGGUCUCCCCCAUCCAGUCCUAGAAUGAGGGACCCUCCUCCUGGAAGUCCCCCAGCCUCUCCAGGGCCCCAGGGCCCCAGCACCAAGCUGCCCUUGGCCUUGACCAUGAGCUGUCCUCGAAUCCCCCACGUGGGGCAGCAGGGCUCAGAGGCCCGGGUCAUCCGCGUCAGCAUCGACAAUGACCACGGGAACCUGUAUCGGAGCAUUCUGCUCACGAGUCAGGACAAGACCCCCAGUGUGGUGCAGAGAGCCUUAGAGAAGCACAAUGUGGCCCAGUCCUGGGCCCGUGACUACCAGCUCUUCCAAGUCCUUCCUGGGGACAAGGAGCUCCUGAUUCCUGACAACGCCAAUGUCUUCUAUGCCAUGAGUCCAGCCGCCCCUGGAGACUUCCUGCUGCGGCGGAAGAAGGAGGAGGCCCAGCACACAACCUCAGUCUCCCCGACCUGAGUUGGCUCUCUCCUGCCUCCAGGACACAGGUCCCAUGGGCAGCUUCUAUCCCCAUGGGGGCAGCAAGGGCAC
Molecule: messenger RNA, 2181 nt
Organism: Eptesicus fuscus (big brown bat)
Lineage: Eukaryota; Metazoa; Chordata; Mammalia; Chiroptera; Vespertilionidae
Gene: RGL3
Product: ral guanine nucleotide dissociation stimulator like 3
Exons: 19
Coding region: 1-2109 (702 amino acids)
Biological process (GO): positive regulation of GTPase activity; Ras protein signal transduction
Cellular component (GO): plasma membrane
Molecular function (GO): guanyl-nucleotide exchange factor activity
Source: RefSeq, a predicted model, not a curated record